UGCGUUUUUUAGGGGCCUACAAGAAACGAAAACAAGGUGCACGUAGCGGCUUUGCUACAUUUUCAUCCUAUUUACAGUACAACCGAAGCGGGUGCAGCUUCUCAACAAUUAAACAGAUAAAUUACCAGUUUCAUCGAUACUGCAGAUGUGAGUCUCGUACAGCUGUCGGGUGUGUACCACUUGCAGUGAAAGCGGAGGGAUGCCUGCAGCAGAGAGCAACCAUGCCCAGCGUGUACUGUCCUCCCUGAACCAGCAGAGGGCAGUAGGGAGGUUUUGUGAUGCAGUGUUGAAUGUGAGAGGCGGCGUGGUCUACCUGGCCCAUCGCAGCAUCCUCGCCUGUUUCAGUGAACUGUUCCAGCAGUCCAACAUGCCCGCGGCACCAUGCAUCGAGAUCUGCCUGGAGGAGUGCCCCAGCGACGGCCUGGAGCUGCUCCUGAACUUUGUCUACACAGGAGAGCUGAAGUUGGACCCUGAAAACCUGGACAAGGUGCAGCAUGCAGCAACCAGCCUGUGUGUACCAGAGGCACUCACACUCUGUCAGCAGUUCAAGGACACAUCUGUGGAUCCUACGCCUUUGAAGCGCAAAAGAGGCAGACCUAGGAAGUCCACAUCAGAUACGACCCCUCAUUGUUCAGUCAAAGAAGAGAACUUGGUCACAAUAACAAAAGACGAGCCCAGCUUUGACACCGCUCUAACCCAUUUUAGCAUGGCUGCCACUACCACUACCACUACCACCACACGCUCUGGCCGUGUAGUGAAGGGCCCCAGGCGACUGGUGACUGAUGAAAGCCCCGACACUGAUUUAACAGUCCCUGAAAAAGCCGGCAAGAAGGCUCCACUUAUUCCCACAGAGAGAGAAAGUGAUGAUGUUGUUGUGGAGAACCCAAACCUAGAUCAGCCGACUGGUGAAAACGAGGUAAUGGACUUGCAGGUUGACAUUAAUGACAACGGUGUUAGCCAGGCAAUGGAGGAAGAAGAAGAGGAAGAUGACGUGGGGGAUUUUGAGAGGAUGACUGAAGAAGACACCGAUGAGGAGUAUAUACCCGUUGAAGAGCCCAGUUCCUUGUCCCCGUCCACGUCAACGGCACGGAGGCGCAAAGCCCAGAGUAAAACGGACAGAAAGGAGAAUGGCGAGGCUGUGGAAGAAGACUCCAAGAAGGACUCGGUGCAGUGUCCCAGCUGUGACAAAUCCUUCAAGAGCAAAUACUACCUCAAAGUCCACAACAGGCGGCAUACAGGCGAGAGACCCUUUGGUUGCCUUAAAUGUGGGAAGAGGUACUUCAGGAAGGAGAAUCUUUUGCUACAUGAGAUCAGAGACUGUGCUAAAGUACAGAUGUACACCUGCGUGACAUGCUCCUCAACAUUUAAAGGAAAAGAAGAGCUACGGUUGCACGUCGUCUCCCACACAGGAAACAUGCCCCACAAGUGUUCAACGUGUCCUGAACAGUUUAUGCACAAGAAAAACUUGACAAUUCACAUGAUGAAGGUCCAUGGUUAUCCCAAACCACACGCAUGUCCCCAGUGCCCCAAAACCUUUCUAACUCGGACGGAGCUGCGUGUGCACGAAGCAGCCAAACACCGUGGUGAGAAGCCGUUUGUGUGCGAGGAGUGUGGCCAUCGAGCGUCUAGUCGAAACGGCCUGCAGAUGCAUAUCAAAGCCAUUCACAGAAAUGAGCGCCCUUUUGUAUGUAACUUAUGUGGCCACGCAUUCUCCCAGAAGAACAACCUAAACAUGCAUCUGCGUAUACACAGCGGUGAGAGGCCAUACCAGUGUCAUCUCUGCGGCAAAACCUUCAGGACGCAAGCCAGUCUAGAUAAACACCACCGGACACACACCGGCGAGCGUCCGUUUGGCUGCGACGUUUGCGAGCAGCGCUUCACGGAGAAAGGCGCCCUCGUCCGCCAUAAGGCCAGCAAGCACGAGGAGGGCCGCCCCCACUCAUGCCACAUAUGUGGGAAAACCUUCAAAGCGAGGGAGCAACUUCGCGUUCACCUGCGUCGCCAUAAGGGCAUGAGGAAGUUCGAGUGUAUAGACUGCGGCUACAAGUUCACUCGACAGGCACACCUGCGUCGGCACAUUCAAAUCCACAAACGCACCGAGAACUACAACCCCCGGCAGAGGAAACUGAGGAACGUGAUAGUGCAGGUCGUGGACAUAAGUCCUGGUGAGAACGGAGGGACGAAGGAAGUGGAGGAGUCGCUGGUGGCCGAGGACACAUACUUCGUCCCGGAGACUGCCGACGUCCAGGACUCUAACACUAACCCACAGGCCAACGCGGGGACAGGCCUCAGGUCUAGUUGCACGGUGAGGGGGGUGACCAAGUCGAGCGCCGCGGUGAUGGAGGAGGUGGUGUCAAACCAGAACCCGGGAUACGUGGAGGCGGCGGAAGAGAGUUUCUCUGUGCCACAAGACUUGCCGCAAACGCAGCUGGUCACUGAGGCGUACGAGUCCACGGUGGUUACGGAGGGAAUGGUUGGGAAUCUAUCUCAGAGUAAGACCUGAGGACUGAAAGACCAGAGACUGUGUGCAGUGAGUUAAAGUUACUGUGAAGACCACUUCCUUAAUGAGAAGGACUUAAAGGGUAACUACCGUUUCUUUCAACCUGGACCCUAUUUUCCUACGUUUUUGUGUCUAAGUGACUGAUGGCAACAGCAAUCUUUGACACUGGUCCAGUAU
Molecule: messenger RNA, 2677 nt
Organism: Sander lucioperca (pikeperch)
Lineage: Eukaryota; Metazoa; Chordata; Actinopteri; Perciformes; Percidae
Gene: zbtb48
Product: zinc finger and BTB domain containing 48
Exons: 11
Coding region: 200-2503 (767 amino acids)
Biological process (GO): regulation of transcription by RNA polymerase II
Molecular function (GO): protein binding; DNA-binding transcription factor activity, RNA polymerase II-specific; RNA polymerase II cis-regulatory region sequence-specific DNA binding
Source: RefSeq, a predicted model, not a curated record